CGGCUCACCCUGGUCCAGAUGACGCGGCUAUAAGGAGCGUAUCUAUACCAUCGUUGACACCGACAAUGGAGAAGAUAUAAAGACCACUGCUGUCUACGUGAGGCAGAAGAAAGAGGAUCGACAACCAGCUUCCCUUUCUCUCCUGCUACCAUCACCACCAUGCACUUCUCCAAGCUCUUUGCACUCAGUGCGGCCACUUUGGCCUUUGCUCACCCGGGUGAGAAGCAUGACAUGAAGGCCGUCAAGCGCGAAAUCCACCUUCGCGAUGCUUUGGCCGCCAGAGGCCAACAGGGUGUGAACGCUUGCUCCUCGUCUCAGGCUGCUCAGCAGGUUCAGCAGCGUAGCGUUGCUCGUCGUGCGCAGACUGCGAAUGAGCUGCGCUCUAAGCGCGGAAUUACCUCCGCUCCCCAAAAGUGGCGUCGUGACCUCGCGGCCCUCGAGAAGUGGGAAGCCAUCAACCACAACAAGACCGGCCUUGUGCACCACGGUCUCAACGCCGACGCCGAGAUCUUUGGCGCCAACACCAGCUCCAUCUUGACUCCUACCAUCACUGAUGGCCCUUACUAUGUCUGGGGCGAGGUUAUCCGCCAGAAUGUCAAGGAGGAGCAGUACUGCGACGGUGUCGAUGUCUACCUCGAAGUGCAGUACAUUGACGUGAACACCUGUCUUCCUGUUCAGGGAGCUCUGGUUGAUAUUUGGAACGCCAAUGCUACCGGUGUCUACAGUGGUAUCUCCACCAGCGGCAACUACGCUGCCGACGGUUGGGACUCGACCUACCUUCGCGGUAUCCAGGAGACCAACGAGGACGGAGUUGUGACCUUCAGCACCAUCUUCCCUGGCCACUACGACGGCCGCGCCACCCACACCCACCUCCUCACCCACCUGAACUCCACCAUCAAUCGCAACAACGGUACCCUGCAGGUCGGCACCGGUAGUGUCGCCCACAUCGGCCAGCUGUUCUGGAACGAGGUCCUCCGCUCCGCCGUCGAGGACACUUACCCUUACACCACCAACACCCAGGCUGUCACCACCAAUGCUGAUGAUAUGUGGAGCGUUCUCCAGGCGUCUUCCGCCUACGACCCCUUCCCCGAGUACAUCUACCUCGGUGACAGCCUCGAGGAUGGCUUGUUUGCGUGGAUCCAAAUCGGUAUCAACACCACGGCUGAUUACACCGAUAACUCCUACUACAGCAUUGCUGCGUACUACGAUGAGACUGGUGGCCACCAGAACACUGACAGCUCUGCUUUCGGUGGUGGUGGUGGUGGCUCGGGCUCCGGUGAUGCCAUGCCCUCUGGCUCUAUGAGCGGUGCGCCUUCUGGGUCCAUGGGUGCUGCUCCUACCCAAAGUGCUUAA
Messenger RNA from Aspergillus aculeatinus CBS 121060, 1353 nucleotides. Its product is annotated as intradiol ring-cleavage dioxygenase. The record is from RefSeq and is a predicted model, not a curated record. NCBI's taxonomy places the organism in Eukaryota, Fungi, Ascomycota, Eurotiomycetes, Eurotiales, Aspergillaceae. The transcript is spliced from 3 exons. Gene Ontology annotation, molecular function: ferric iron binding; oxidoreductase activity, acting on single donors with incorporation of molecular oxygen, incorporation of two atoms of oxygen. The coding region runs from base 160 to 1353 and encodes 397 amino acids.